Messenger RNA from Polistes canadensis, 1651 nucleotides. Its product is annotated as serine/threonine-protein phosphatase PP1-beta catalytic subunit. The record is from RefSeq and is a predicted model, not a curated record. Lineage: Eukaryota; Metazoa; Arthropoda; Insecta; Hymenoptera; Vespidae. The transcript has 6 exons. Gene Ontology annotation, molecular function: protein serine/threonine phosphatase activity. Bases 222 to 1208 code for a protein of 328 amino acids. Gene Ontology annotation, cellular component: cytoplasm; nucleus.
GAUGGAGAGUAGAGAGAGAAGGGUUGAGAAAAAGUGGGAAAUAACAAAACAAGAUGUCCGUAUCAGCAGUCGAUAAGAGUUUAUCACGCAACGCUCUUAGCAUAUACGUCUGUAAGCUUUCUCUCUCUUUCCGUAAACGCGCAAACAAAACAGCUAAGUGCCGAGGAAACCCCUACUAACCGUUUUACGAGCGUCAGUGUGCUAGUCAGUGGCAAGAAAAAAUGGCGGAUGUCGACUUGAACAUCGACAGCCUCAUACAAAGAUUAUUAGAAGUAAGAGGAUGCAGACCAGGGAAGACAGUAACAAUGUCCGAGGGAGAAGUACGUGGACUUUGUUUAAAGUCCCGUGAGAUUUUUCUUCAACAACCGAUACUACUGGAAUUGGAAGCACCUCUUAAAAUUUGCGGCGACAUUCAUGGCCAAUACACGGAUUUGUUGAGACUAUUCGAGUAUGGUGGAUUCCCACCGGAGGCUAAUUACCUCUUCCUUGGUGAUUAUGUUGAUCGUGGAAAGCAAUCCCUUGAGACGAUAUGUCUCUUGCUGGCUUAUAAAAUCAAAUAUCCGGAGAAUUUCUUCUUACUACGUGGGAACCAUGAAUGCGCCAGCAUUAACAGGAUAUAUGGAUUUUAUGAUGAAUGUAAAAGAAGGUAUAACAUAAAGCUUUGGAAGACAUUUACCGAUUGCUUCAAUUGUCUACCAAUAGCCGCCAUUAUCGACGAGAAGAUCUUUUGUUGUCAUGGUGGCCUCAGCCCAGAUCUUCAGAGUAUGGAGCAGAUCAAAAGGAUCAUGAGACCCACCGAUGUACCUGAUACCGGUCUUCUUUGCGAUCUACUUUGGUCUGACCCUGAUAAAGAUGUUCAGGGUUGGGGAGAAAACGACAGAGGUGUUUCUUUCACCUUUGGUCCAGACGUUGUGUCCAAGUUCUUAAAUCGUCACGAUAUGGAUUUAAUAUGUAGAGCUCAUCAAGUUGUCGAAGAUGGUUACGAAUUCUUUGCUAAAAGACAACUGGUCACUCUCUUUUCUGCUCCUAAUUAUUGUGGAGAGUUUGACAAUGCUGGUGGUAUGAUGAGCGUCGAUGAAACUUUAAUGUGCAGUUUCCAGAUCUUGAAACCUUCAGAGAAGAAAGCAAAGUAUCAAUACGGUGGUAUGAAUACUGGUCAAGCAGGCAGACCAUCUACACCACAAAGAAAUCCAGCGAAAAAGAAAUGACAGCCUUCUGACCCAAAUGAACAAUUAGUAUUCUCUUUAUUGACAGUGCUGAAAGCAUGAAGACGUCGAGCUCGAUCUAAUCUAUCCUAAUCCGUUAAUAUAUAAAAGAUAAAGUGUGCGUAAGACGAUUACUCUUAUUUUUUAUGUUGAUUGCAUCUAAAACGUGAGAUAUUGCGGUUCUAAUUAUUCACAAACAAUAGAAUUUAUUUUUGUUCUUUUUUUUAUUCCUUCUCGUUUCUUCUUCUUCUUUUUUUUUUUUCAUUGAACUAGGCGACGUCUACGGUUCUUUGAAAAAAUAAUUUGCAUUUUUUCCUUAGUAAGAAGAUGAUAGUCCACGAUUGAUAACGGCACAGAGAAAUCUACAUGACACAAUAGAUUGAACUUUAUUGCAAUAACUUUGUUGUUUGUUUUCGAUUAUAUUUAUGGGAGAUAUAAUAAUUCUC